CCACCUAUAUUAACUUUAUCGACUCAAAAAGUUCUCUUGUUAAAAAAGGCGUUUAAAACCUGAUUAAAAAUGGAUUAUAAUAGCACUAUUUUAAUCAGAUUCUUCAGCCUUAAAGGUCACACUUUUUGAUUUUGCUCUAUUCUAAUCGAUUACUAAAAUUAUACCAAUCACAACUGAUUAUUAGAAAUUGAUUUUAAUUGAUUAAAUUUUGUUAACUGACUUUAAUAGAUUAAAGAGACUGUAAAAUCAUAUAAAAUCUGGUCUUUAAGGCUGAAAAAUCUAUUCAAUACCAGAUUAAAAUUGUGGCAUUAAAAUCGAUUUUUAAUAUGUUUUGUAAACGAAUUUUCUUUUUAGAAAAUCUGAAUGUAAAAGUUUCGUCGAAAUUUUCAUCAACUGAUCUUACGUUAGAUUCAGAUUCUUGAUACUCAGAAACCUUUGGUAAAACUCUAUAAUAAUGCGUCGUGUAUCUAAAAGCAUUGCUCGUUGCGCACCCAAAAAUUAGGUUCAAAAUUGAUACCAGAUUCAGGUUGCUGAUCUGCGACAACUAUUAGUUAAACUUAAUAAUAAUUUGUUAAAUCUUUGAUAUUCUUCAUCCGUAGCAGAAAAUUAUACAAAAACAUUUUUAGAAACUGGCCUUCGAUUUAGAUUUCGAAUCCUCAAAAAGCAUUGGUCAAACUUUAUAAUAUUCGUCAGAUCUCUAAGAUCGCACAUUUCGGGUCCGAAAAACUAACCCAGUUUAGUAAUGUUAAACUGAUACUGAUAGGGAAGGGCAGUUAUCGUUAUUUUACCAAGUAACUGGUAACUGUGGUACAUUUUUCGUUCUCAGGUAAGUAGCUGACUGCUGACUGCCCACCCCUGUGCUCUACAGACGAGAACAUACCAUUACGUAGCGAAGUCACUGGUAACUGGUCAGUUAUCAGCUAAUUGGUACCUUAUGCCGGUAACGUAACUGUUCGGUUUAUUCUGGAAUUCAUCGAAAUAGCUUGGAAAAUUCCAUAAUAUUUUUCUAUGUAUUUUUAUCAUAUUAUAGUAGUACUAGAACCUGUGACAACUGUUCGUGCAAAAGAAACGCUGAAAGAAGUAUAUCAAGCAAAUACACUAGGGAACAGUACUGCAUCAAGUGUAACAACGAAAGUUAAUAUAAACAUUAGUCAAUUAUCUCCUUCAUCUGACAUGGAAGAUGGAAUUAGCUUCAGUAUCGACGAUUUCUAUGGCAAUGAAGAAGUCUUCCAAAUUGACGACGAUGCUGAAGAUAGUUGA
Molecule: messenger RNA, 1260 nt
Organism: Didymodactylos carnosus
Lineage: Eukaryota; Metazoa; Rotifera; Eurotatoria; Philodinida; Philodinidae
Source: the annotation of a GenBank genome assembly